Molecule: messenger RNA, 2244 nt
Organism: Brachypodium distachyon (stiff brome)
Lineage: Eukaryota; Viridiplantae; Streptophyta; Magnoliopsida; Poales; Poaceae
Product: AP2-like ethylene-responsive transcription factor AIL1
Exons: 9
Coding region: 271-1857 (528 amino acids)
Biological process (GO): regulation of DNA-templated transcription
Molecular function (GO): DNA binding; DNA-binding transcription factor activity
Source: RefSeq, a predicted model, not a curated record
GUUGCACACCAAGCUAGACUUUGUUUCCUAUGGCUCGCAUUCAUGCCGAUCAUUCCACCGCCUACGCGGCUACACGCUCGUAGUAGCUCGCCGCAUAUAUAAACGUCAAAAAGGGAGGCCUUUCUUUUCGUAGUUCGAGCACCAAUCUAGAUAGAUUCCCCCUCCUUCCUUGCUUGCUUGCAAGUCACAGACUCCGGGAGGAAGAAAAGAUCUCGAUCGAGUGAUUCCUUUUUGUUCUUCUCCCUUUUGUUGGGGGUGGAGUGGAGGUCGAUGGACAUGAACAGUGGCUGGCUCGGCUUCUCCUUGUCUUCUUCUUCCUCGGCCGCGCCGGGUUACGGCGGCGGCGGCGAGGGGGGUGGAAGCGGCGGCGGAGGAGACGGUUCUUGCUCGUCUCCUGUGGCUGCGGCGGCGGCGGUGGGGGAUUCGCCUGUCGUGGCUAUGCACUCGUUGCACCCUGCCGGCUCGGUGCAGUACGAUGGUCCAGAUUGGAGGCAUGCAGAAGCCAAGGGCCCCAAGCUGGAGGACUUCAUGAGCGUCGGCUACAGCAACAACAACAACAAAAGCAGCCCCGGCAUCUACGACGGCACCCACGGUGACGAGCUCGUCCACCAUGCCUUCCCUGCAGCUUCGUAUAACUUCCACGGCCACGGCCAUGGCGGCAGCGGCGGCGGCGGCGGCAUUGCCCUUGACAUCAACAUGAACGCGCCACCGCCCUGCACCGGCUUCCAUGACCCGCGAGCGCUCGCAAUCGCGCCGCAGGACCAACACCACUUCCUGCCUGCCCACCACGGCGCGUACUCGCUGUGCGCGCCGAAUAACCCGGGUCCAAUGUACAACGGCGCUGCCGCAGCAGGUUUCGAGGGCUCCUCCAUGUCCAUCUCCGGCAUCAAGUCCUGGCUCCGGCAGUCCAUGUACAUGCCGCCUGACCGGUCACCGCCGGCGGCGCCGCCGGCGCCCGCGAGCGAGCCGGCGCCGCCGGUCCCCGUUCAUCGCAAGCUCGCGCAGACGUUCGGGCAGAGGACGUCGCAGUUCCGCGGCGUCACGAGGCACAGGUGGACGGGGAGGUACGAGGCUCACCUGUGGGACAACACUUGCAGGAAGGAAGGCCAGACCAGGAAAGGAAGACAAGUUUACUUAGGUGGGUAUGACAAGGAGGAGAAGGCUGCAAGGGCUUACGAUCUGGCAGCGCUCAAGUACUGGGGCCCAACCACUCACAUAAAUUUCCCGUUAAGCACCUAUGAGAAGGAGCUCGAGGAGAUGAAGCACAUGACGAGGCAGGAGUUCAUUGCGCACUUAAGAAGGAACAGCAGUGGCUUCUCGAGGGGAGCAUCCAUGUACAGAGGAGUGACCAGGCAUCACCAGCACGGCAGAUGGCAGGCCAGGAUUGGGAGGGUGGCAGGGAACAAGGACCUGUACCUUGGCACCUUCAGCACGCAGGAGGAGGCGGCAGAGGCGUACGACAUCGCGGCGAUCAAGUUCCGGGGCCUGAACGCGGUGACCAACUUCGACAUCGGCAAGUACGACGUGAAGCGCAUCUCCGCCAGCUCGCACCUCAUCGGCGGGGACCUCGCCUGCAGGCGCUCCCCGACGCGCGGCGGCGCUCCGGACGCGCCCGGCAUCGGCAUCGGCGCCCCCGAGGGCGCGUCGUCCGCGGACGCCGCCGGCUCCGACACCCACCGCGGCGCGCACCUGCUGCACGGGCUGCAGUACGCGCACGCCAUGAAGUACGAGGCCGGCGAGAGCAGCGUCGUCGACGGGGCGGCGGCCGGCAGCUGGAUCGCGGCCGCGGCACGGGCGGCGCCGCUCCCCGCCGCAGGCAUGCACCCGCUCCCGGUGUUCGCGCUCUGGAACGACUGACUGCAUGAUCGUCGACCCGCUGCUGAUCUGAGUGACUAGUGUAGCAAGUAAUGUAGGGCCAAGAUGAUGUGGUCGAGAGGAUCUAUCGGGACCCCUGCGAGGGUUACGUGGUGGUGCAUGUCGUAGCAUGGUUGGCAUCUUCUUUCAGUUCGGAGGUGCCGACAAUUUUGCCGCAAUGCGAGACUGCAGCUCGGCAUGCAUGUCACGGCCCGCGUAGGAUUAGGUUUUUUUUAAUGUUGGGUACCUAAAAUAUGCCAUGGCCAGCUAGUUUAAUUGCUAUACGGUCGGAUCAGAUGCCUAUAUAUGCCCGGUCUAUCUACACCAAGCAGGCAAGCACAAAUCCUUGUUUUUCUCUUGUGCUUCUGAUCAAGUUCUCAUGUGAUGCAA